Acanthopagrus latus (yellowfin seabream) is the source of this 2014-nucleotide messenger RNA. Its product is annotated as keratin-associated protein 5-5-like. The record is from RefSeq and is a predicted model, not a curated record. The coding region runs from base 1 to 399 and encodes 132 amino acids. The transcript has 4 exons. NCBI's taxonomy places the organism in Eukaryota, Metazoa, Chordata, Actinopteri, Spariformes, Sparidae.
AUGUGGAGCCUGGGCAGCAGAGUCAGCAUACUGUGGAGAACCACUCAAAUGCUGGGAACAGAACGCUGGUGUUGUUCCUCGUGUUGUUCCUCGUGUUGUCCCUCGUGUUGUUCCUCGUGUUGUUCCUCUUGUUGUCCCUCGUGUUGUCCCUCGUGUUGUUCCUCGUGUUGUUCCUCGUGUUGUCCCUCGUGUUGUUCCUCUUGUUGUCCCUCGUGUUGUCCCUCGUGUUGUUCCUCUUGUUGUCCCUCGUGUUGUCCCUCGUGUUGUUCCUCGUGUUGUCCCUCUUGUUGUCCCUCGUGUUGUCCCUCGUGUUGUUCCUCGUGUUGUCCCUCGUGUUGUUCCUCUUGUUGUCCCUCGUGUUGUCCCUCAUGUUGUUCCUCAUGUUUCUCCUCAGGCUGAAGUGAAGACAAACAUAAAGGAUGAUGUCAGUCGACUUCCUGGUAUCUGUCGGCGACUGAAGAGACGCAGAGUCACUGUCCUGGUAAAACCUCGGACUUUCUGUUAGACACAGACUCACAUGACAUCAUGUGACCUCACACAGCUCCUCUGUACAGUCGCUCUCCUCUAGACUUUUAAACAGACUGAUGUGUAAACUUGGUGGACUCCCCCUUUGAAGAUUUGUUCUUGUUUUGUUUAAAAUACAGAAACUUCUGAUUUCAGUGUCCUCUCUCAGUCAGUCCCAGUCCAGGUCCAGGUCUAGGUCCAGUUCAGAUCAGAGUCAGGUCAGGUCCAGGUCCAGGUUCAGGUCCAGUUCAGAUCAGUGUAAUCUGGAGAAGUACUGUUGGUGGGGCCGGAGUCAGAGACUGAGUCGGGGGCGGGGUCAGAAGAUUCAGUCUGGCCAGGUGUGUCGCUGUCCGUGGGGCUCCAGGUGUUCACAUUUUUUUGUCCACAGUCUCUGACAGACAGUGUCACAUCCUGCCUGGAUGUUUUCAUUUUGUUUUUUGUUGACUUCCUCAUGAUGGCAACUGAACUUAAAUGUUUUUAUAAAUUGUUUCUGAUUAUUGAUGGAUUAUUGACAGAUGCUUAAGAAGGUGGAACAUAACAGAAUGAACAUAUGUACACUUUAAAUCCAAUUUGAGUUCAUAUAAUAAUUCAGUAAUACUUUACAUCAGACAGGAAGUCAGUAACUUUACCAUUCAAACAUCAACGUAAACAUAUAUACAUACACAUAUAUACAUACACAUAUAUAGACAUAUAUACAUAUACAUUUAUACAGAGACAUAUAUACAUUGAAAUAUAUACAUAGAUAUAUAUACAUAUACAUACAUUCAGAGACAUAGUCUAUGAACAGUACUGGGUCCUCUCCUCUUCAUUAUCUACCGCCUGCCCCUGAGCACAAUCCUCUGUCACCAUUUUCAUUGCUAUGCUGAUGAUACACAGGUCUAUAUCGCUACAAAACCCACCACUGCCUGUCCUCCCUCCUCCUCAUCACCCCUCACCAAAUCAUCUGACCACAUCAACCCCAUUCUCAUUCAACUACACUGGCUCCCUGUUCAAUAUUGGAUUAACUAUAAAAACCUUGUGCUCAUUUCAAAGCCUUCCACAACUUAGCCCCUACCUAUCUUUCUGACCAGGACUACACACCCUCUUGUUUCCUGCGGUCACCCUCCGCAGGUCUUCUGAACACUCCCACAUCACACCUCAGUCUGAAACCAUAACAGUAUUCAAAUCCCACCUCAAAACUCCUACUCCUACGCCUACUCACCGUCAUUGUUUAGCAUUCUGCUCACCUCACAGUAUUACUGUUUUAUUCCCCCCUCCCACAUGUGUCCAUCCAAUUCAUGUCUCGUUUUUGUUUUGUUCUGCUGGUCAUGUCUUGCCAUGAUUUGCUGUUUUAAUUAAUGUGACUUUGAUCUCCUGCACUGUAAGUUGUCCUUGUGUGUCUUGAAAGGAACUUCUAAAUAAAAUGUAUUAAUAAUAUUAUUAUUAUUAGAUAUACAUACAUAGACAUAUAUGCAGAGAUGCCUAACCGAGUGCUGGACAGUACAGCGACGUCAGCUCUGAGCUGCUUUCA